AUGAUUCCACCAGCCGAAUCUCUCCUCAAAUACGAUCAUCCAGUUUUGAUCAGGAAAAGCACUGACAGAAAAUCACCAAAGGUAAGUUUAGUAACGCCAGCCAAGUUUAACCCACGUUUAGUGGUCAAAUCUACCCCUGUUCCACCACCUCCAAAAUCCAAACCCACCUCUACUGACACCACCAAGCAGGAAGACGAGGAGAUCCUAAACGCCAUCCUUCCACCCAGGGAAUGGACUGAGGGAACCCAGCUGUGGGUGCAGAAAGUGUCCAGUGCACCUUGUACAAGAACAGAUGUUAUUCACCUGGAGGAGCUGUUGGACACAAAGCUGUACCAAAGGCAGGCCAGACAGACAGGAAUCUGCCCUGUCCGCAGGGAGCUCUAUCCUCAGUGCUUUGAUGAGCUCCUCAGACAGGUGACCAUCAUCUGUGCUGAGAGCGGCCUGCUGCUCUCGCGGGUCAGAGAUGAGAUUCAAAUGACUAUUCCUGUCUACCAGACUCUGUAUGAAAACAGUGUGGCCUUUGGUAUGAGGAAAGCCCUUCAGUCAGAGCAGGGAAAGGUUGACAUGGAGAAAAAAAUUACUGAUCUUGACGAUGAGAAACUGGAGCUGAAAAAGCAACUGAACGAACUCAAGUCUCAACGUGAUGCCAUUGAAAAAUGAGAAACUGAAAGGCGACAGAUUGAAGAAAGGAAGCACGUGGAAGAGAUCCAGUUCCUCAAGAGAAGCAACCUGCAGCUCAAGACCCAACUGGAAUUGAUCCUCACACCAAAGAAGUAACACCACCAUCAAUAACAGAGUGGCCAUUUGACUGCACACAAUGUGACAUUUGUCUUGUUUCUAAAUUCCACACAGUGUAAUCAGAAAGAGUUUCAUUUAUUCCAACAGCAUGACAUGACAAGUACAGCUCAAGUACUGUACACAUCUCUUGAACAUCAAGAGAGCAUCACACGUGUUUAUGAUGAAUGAAAAGUCAUUCAAACACAGUUCUUGGUUGAGGGGGAGAAAAAGUUGAGAAGGCAGUUUUUGUUCCGAGAGCGACACGCGG
Labrus mixtus (cuckoo wrasse) is the source of this 1045-nucleotide messenger RNA. Its product is annotated as axonemal dynein light intermediate polypeptide 1-like. NCBI's taxonomy places the organism in Eukaryota, Metazoa, Chordata, Actinopteri, Labriformes, Labridae. The transcript is spliced from 6 exons. Gene Ontology annotation, molecular function: dynein heavy chain binding. The coding region runs from base 1 to 660 and encodes 219 amino acids. The record is from RefSeq and is a predicted model, not a curated record. Gene Ontology annotation, cellular component: axoneme; filopodium.